This is a messenger RNA of Myotis lucifugus (little brown bat), 1098 nucleotides long. Its product is annotated as CMRF35-like molecule 1. Gene Ontology annotation, cellular component: cell surface. Bases 164 to 760 code for a protein of 198 amino acids. The transcript has 5 exons. Lineage: Eukaryota; Metazoa; Chordata; Mammalia; Chiroptera; Vespertilionidae. The record is from RefSeq and is a predicted model, not a curated record. Gene Ontology annotation, molecular function: signaling receptor activity.
AAGGUGCAAUUAUCGAGUCCAGAGAGCUGUGAAGACCUGGUGCAGAGUAACAUCAGCAAGAACUUGUAUCCCAUUAGUCACCCAUCCCAGACCCCUUGCCGAGACUGGAGACCCAAGAUUCAUCAUCAGGGAUUACCCCCAAUGGGGGUUCUUCAUAGUCACCAUGACUUUGCUCAGAGUGAAGGACUCUGGCUUAUAUUUGUGUAGGAUCUACGAAUCUUCCCAGAUCAUUAAUCUCAGAGCCAUCCGUCUGGCUGUAUCUCCGGCUCCAACCCCGCCCACCACCACGACCACCAAGACCACCAGGACCACCGGGACCACCGGGACCACAGCCGGGACCUCAGCCAUCAGCCCUGUCAUUGACAGCCCCUCAGGCCACGGGAAUGUCAUCCUCAGCGUGAUGGUGGUGCUCCUGCUGCUGCUGGUGCUGGCCCUCCUGGUGAUCCUGUACUUCUGGCAACGGCGACGAGCCAGGGCAGGUGAGGGCAAAGCCCAUCACAUCCAUGGCAUUUCCACCCAUGAGGAUGAGACUGUGCAUCGGACGGAUCCCCCCGCACGUCAGAGGGACUCUCAGCUUUCCUGGGGCUCCGACAAGCAGCUAGGCUCUGGCAAGGACACUGGGGACAUCCACUAUGCCUCAUUUACCCACCUGGACCCCUUCAGCCUCGAGGACCCCAUCUACAUCAACACCCGCCCCGGCCUGAGGCCCACACCUGACCCAUUUCUGACUGUGGAAUAUGCCAGCAUCACUAAAAACUGAGCCCUGCGCCCCAGCCGGCUGCCCAGGAGGAGCCCAGGGUCAGAAGGCAGAAGUCACUUCACAGUAAGCACCUGUGGGAGGCACAGGGCUGCUCUCCCAGGGACGGGUGACUUCUUGUGGCCGAGAUGGUCCCAAACCAUCAAGAUCCAUCCUUCCUGCGGAGGAGAUGAGGAAGGUGAACAAAGGAAGAAAAGCCUUAUCACCCAGAGGAGAGAAGCUUUGAGUCUGAGGGCUGCGGGGCAGAUGGGGACCAAGGGGUUUCUGGAUACCUGCCCACUCCCCUCUGACUGGAGAGGGCCUGGGACCCAGUGCUUCUGAGUAACCCAAUCCUCACCCCC